Zasmidium cellare ATCC 36951 is the source of this 2727-nucleotide messenger RNA. RefSeq lists its product as uncharacterized. NCBI's taxonomy places the organism in Eukaryota, Fungi, Ascomycota, Dothideomycetes, Mycosphaerellales, Mycosphaerellaceae. Gene Ontology annotation, molecular function: protein binding; oxidoreductase activity. The coding region runs from base 1 to 2727 and encodes 908 amino acids. The record is from RefSeq and is a predicted model, not a curated record. The transcript is spliced from 6 exons.
AUGGCAUCGCCUUCCCUACCUGCAACAAUGCGAGCAAUCAUCCACACUCAGUCAACACAAACCCUAGCCCUUUCCAACAACGAGCCCCUCCCAGAUCUGCCUGCGGGCGAAUACCUCCUCAAAAAUGAAGCCGCCGGCAUAACGAACGGUGAACUUUUCUGGCCGCGGCCCCCUGAGCUCGACAGAUCCUACCCUUGCGUCGAAGCAGCCGGUGUCAUAGUCCAGGCCCCGAGCAGAGGGAAAUUCAAGCCCGGAGACAAAGUCUACCACCGCGUCGUCUACCCCCGAGGCGGCGGAGCAAGGGAAUACUCCACCGUAACAGAAGACGUCCUCGCUCUCAGGCCAGAGAGCAUCAGCGCCGAAGAAGCCGCCAGUAUCCCCGUCUCAGCUCUAACAGCCUGGCAAGGCCUCUUCGAACAAGCCAAUCUAGAACCCAACUUCGACACGACCUCUCACCCACCGAAAUCCCAGCGUCCGCAAAUCUUCAUCAACGGCGCCUCGGGCGGCGCGGGGAAUUGGUACGUCCAGCUCGCCCACGCGGCGGGAUACUACGUCGUCGCGACGUGCAGCACGAAGAAUAUCGAGCUCGUGCGCUCCCUUGGUGCGGAUGAGGUGCUCGAUUACACGAAGACGCCUCUGGCGGAGUACUUCACAACCCACCCGAAAUACCCCCUCGUCUUCGACAACGUCGGCGGUAAAUCCCUCCUCGCCGCAUGGCAUGCCGUCGCACCGGGCGGGAAGCUGUUUACUAUCGCUCCCCCGGGCGAGAUCUCGGAUUUUGUGAACUGGAAGUAUGAGCUGGAGCCUCCGAACGAUAAGGGGGUUAGUGAGGGUGUGGAAGGGAGGUUCUUUCUUAUGAGGGCUGAUGGGGCGCAGUUGGGGAGGGUUACGGAGUUAGUGGAGGAGGGGAGGUGUAGGGGGGUUGUUGAUGGGGUUUGGGGGAUGGGGGAGUUUGAGGGGGCUUUUGGGAGGGUUGGGAGCGGGAGGGCGGUGGGGAGGGUUGUGAUUAGGAAGCCUACCCUUGAGAUGACACGCCAAGCCGAUGAGGAGGGCAUGGAUGCAGACAGUUUUGAUACGCUGAUGGACAUGAUGAAGCAGGCUGCCGAUAUGUCCAAAGUCUCUGGCAUCAAGUCUGAAAGGCUCGCUGAGGAGGGGAAAGACGUGGAGAAAGCACGUCUUGCGUUUGUGGCAGCGGCGAGGGGCCUGCAGAGGCGCCCAACUCCAUCUGGUGAUACCUUGAUGCACUUCGAAGAGCUUUUGCUGGAUACACAUCAUCGUGGACGAUACGUGUUGGUGCGCGUCGUCGAAGAGCCCAAGUUCCAGCCGUCACGCGCCAUCACCAUCGUUCAAGAUGCCCACAAGCAGGCUGAGUUCGUCAUACUUGAGCACGGCCAACACCAACUCGACAGUCGUGUGCUUCCCAAAGGCGGCUUUCUUGCCAUUAAGGAGCCGUACUAUACAGUGGAAACAGACCUGCAGACCUGGUACAUUCGUGUUGACCACCCGAGCGACAUUGUACAGUUGUCACCGCAGUCCGCCAUGUACCUGCUGCCCUUCGCCAGUGGAUAUCACCAAGCCGCGUACUGCUACACGGAAGGCCUCGCCUCCGUCGGCGAGAAUGUCGAGCUCAAGCUGGAUUUGCUACGCAAUCGAGCGUACGCCAAUCUUGAGCUUGGCUACUAUGAUUCCGCUGAGAGAGAUGCCCGAGCCUCUGUCAGCAGUGGAAGAGUCGCAAUCACGGAUCGUGACAACAGUGACGCUGAGCAGCUUCUUGCCAGAGUAUCUGCCCGCCAACAGGAGCAGAGCUCCGGCACCUACGAUUUCGAAGCCAUGAUUGAGGGCUUGGACAGUUGCCCACGGAUAGAUGCCGCAGACUUUGUGAAGCAGACCGAGGUCAAAGCGAGUCCCGGUCGUAGUCGAGGUCUUUUUGCAACGGAGGACAUCGAAGAAGGCGAAAUCAUACUUGUCGAGAAGGCCGCCCACAUCAUGUUCGACAAUGACAGCGACUUCUACCUCGCCUUCAACUACGACAGCACCUCAGACCAGAUCUACAGGGAUCAAGGAGCUCUUCUGCAAAACAUUGUGCGGGAGCUAGAUCGUAAUCCUUCCAGGCUCGGGGAGAUUCUUGAUCUCUUCGACAACAACUACGCCAAGGAUCCAAGUGAGGGCACAGAGUUUGAUGGCAAGACCAUAAUUGACGUCUUCCACAUCCGUCAGCUGAUGAUUCACAACCUGUACACAUGUGCGACUCCAUCGACGGCUCAAAAGCGAAGAAUGCUCGGUUUCGUCUCGUAUUCGGGCAUACAGAACGCCGGCAUAUGGCCUCGCGCCAACAUGAUGAACCACUCAUGUGUACAAAACGUUCGGCGAAGCCACAUCGGUGACCUCCUCAUCUUGCGAGCGGCACGUCGAAUCGAGAAGGGUGCUGAGCUCUUUUCUGUCUAUCGCGAGGAUUUCGACUUUGAGCAGCGGCAAUCCGUCCUCAGCCUCAGAUGGGGCAUCAUAUGCUCCUGCGCAGUCUGCACUGCUGAGCGCAGUCAAACGCCACAAGUCCGUCGUCGUCGUGGAGAGCUUGUUGCCAAGUACAAUAGCCUUGUCAAGCCAUCAGGCAUGAUCGUGGAUGGACAACUGCUGGAAGACAACACAGAGGCAGUUCUCCGAAUCUACCUCGAUCUCGACAAGACGUAUGAACCGGCGUUUCAAGGAUUGCCCGAACUCAUUGCCUGA